Messenger RNA from Tricharina praecox, 981 nucleotides. Its product is annotated as nucleotide-diphospho-sugar transferase. The transcript has 3 exons. The record is from RefSeq and is a predicted model, not a curated record. Gene Ontology annotation, molecular function: glycosyltransferase activity. NCBI's taxonomy places the organism in Eukaryota, Fungi, Ascomycota, Pezizomycetes, Pezizales, Pyronemataceae. Bases 1 to 981 code for a protein of 326 amino acids.
AUGCCCAUUUCACCCUCCGCCCUCACGGCGGCAGAGCUCGGAACGACCGAGCAAGGGAAGAAACCAGGUGCCUGGAUAGUACUUCUGACACGGCCGUCCUACCUCCCCGGCAUAAUAUUGCUCGGCCACUCCCUCAAGAAAGUGCAAUCGAAAUACCCACUGGUAGUCGCCGUGACUCCCUCGCUGCCGCAAUACGCCGUCGACGCGCUCCUGGCCACGGGGCUGGAGGUGAAGUAUAUACAGCCCAUCGGGCCUAAGACGCACGUCAACGUUGUUGCCGAAAGGUUCGAGGACACAUGGACGAAACUCUCUGCAUUCGGGUUCGAUGAGUAUCAGAGAGCGGUGUUGAUCGACGGGGACAUGCUGGUGAUGCGCAACAUCGACGACCUCUUCGACCUGCCGCUACCGCCGGACUGGAUAGCCGCCAACCAUGCGUGCGUGUGCAAUCUCGACCGGCAGCCAUGGGCACCCAAAGACUGGGUUGAGACCAACUGCGCGUACACGCCGCUGACGCACCCGGGGGCACUGACGCAGCCGACGGCAAUCACGCCUGACUCGCGACGGACGCACACGCUGCUCAACAGUGGGCUAGUGGUGUUCACGCCGUCGCGGGGGAUGCUCUCGGACAUGCUCGAAGUGCUGCACACGUCGCCGCUGGUGCCGACGUUCAGCUUCCCGGACCAGGACUUUCUCGCCCACUUCUUCUUUGGGCGAUGGAUGCCCAUCGGAUGGCAGUACAAUGCCAUCAAGACUGCACGCUACUGGCAUCCGAAUAUCUGGCGUGACGACGAGGUCAGGAAUUGCCACUACAUCGUCGAUAAGCCGUGGAAUACCGGACGGAAGCGCGGCAGCGAAGAUGAAGUCACCCACACGUGGUGGUGGGAUGAGUUCAGGGCGUGGGAGGAGGAGAUGUGGAAGCAGGGCGAAAGUGGCGCGAGGACGGUGGAGAGUGUUAGGAAGCACAUGACGGAGGUGGAGUAG